AUGGGAGUUGAUCCAUUCUCCCCAGUCGCACCGGUGCGUCUGAAUAUUCUUCUCCUGCCAGUUGGCAAGAUCAAGAGGUCGAGGUUUCUAGGCUUUGCCGCAAGAUUGCAAGGUGAAACCGUGAUCCGUCUCGGCGAUGUCAGUCCUGAUGCACGUCCAAAUCGAAAUAUGUUCACGCCGCUAGCCUUCCCAAAUGGCAUGAUCCUAUAUAACAUAUCCUUCUCCGUACCACCAACUUCCCAUCUUGAGCUAUUUCCGUUCGAAGUUUUCCGAGAACCUUUGGCAGUAAUUGCCGUUGCCGACGGCGCCGAACUACAGAGCGAUGAGGGAGAUACAAGCAAAGACUCCGAUACGAAAAGGAGCAGCAGAGUGGAAGUUCCGCCCAAUCCCAAGGGCCUAGGAGACUUGAUGAAGGAACUUGCAUGGGUCAAGGAGCAGAAUCCCAGGGCUUUGACCAGCCAGCUACUCAUCUUCGAUUAUGCAGGCCUUGAUAAAUCGAUAAGUGGUCCGGAUGAUGUUAUAUGGGUGCCCACGCCUCAGUUGUCCAGACCAACGACAAUGAAAACUGUUCUGUGCGAUAUAACUUCCCUGUUGCUCGGUGAAAUGGACGAGUUCGCGAAGCUUCUACAAAGCAUACCUGCCAUCGAUUCUCCGAAAGCCUCGUCAUGGGGUCCACGAAGGGGCCCAGAGCUGCGCCCCCGCCCUAUAGAUAAACUAAUGCACAGAAUGACAAUGCCCGCGCAGUUUCCAGUGUCAAAUGGUGACUCCGAAUCUGUGACUAGCUCUGGCAGAUCCUCCCCAGCUCCUGCAGGUCAUAAUUCUCCCACUACCUUCGAUGAAAUCACCCGAUCCAUACAAGUUUCAAAUCGCUCUGCUCCAGGGGGGAGACCGCCUUCUUCGAAAGAAAGCAGUCGUGAUCGAAUGUCUGUUCAGGGUCUCACUGCUGCAGAUCGUACCAAAAAUCGAAUCAAAGGUCGUCUCGGUGUCGUUAUCGGUACCCUGUACCUGCAAACUGGCAGAUGGCCAGAUGCAUUAAAAGAACUUAUUGAGGCUGCAACCAUGGCCCGCGCCAGUAGUGACUAUAUCUGGCAUGGGAAAGCACUUGAGUCAAUCCUCCUGUGCCUCGUGAUGCUCGGGUGGGCCGGAAUGGAUUUUCAGGUCCCCCAGGUCUGCUACCCUGUAGCUGAAAAGUCCAGCUCUAAAUCGUCAUAUUCAAGCCCUAGUGUGCCGGAUAUAUCAAUACCUGGUCAAUCUUCCACGGGAAAUCGAAUAGUCUCAUUGCAAAACCUUGCUAAUCUAAUGCCCGACCUUUGUAAUAACAUUCUCAACUUAUACAAUCGGGCUGCUGUUAUCACAGAUGAGCCACUUCCGCCUUUGGUAUUUGCUGAAACAGUCAUACGCCUAUCACGUCUUCUCUCUGCUAUUCGACUUCGUGCUGGGACUCUAGAUGACACUGCGUUGAGACAUAUCGUCGUGGGCGAAACUCUUGUACCUUCACAACAAGAGUGGCCGCGUGGCGCACCGAUACUCAAGAAGAAUGAUAUUGCAAAUUUCUUGUUUCGUGCCUUGCCUCUCGCACCUGAAAUUGAGUUGCCAGUCACUGAUGCCGCACCAGUUCUCGUUGGUAUAUCUUCUGUUCUCUCAACUCUGGAUCUUCCAAGGAAGAAAGCACUUGUUUUGAAAGAGUUGGUUUCACUUAUGGUUCCUGGGUUAGUGGAAGCUAGGAAAAUUGGAGCUGCUGAGAUAGGUAUUCAUCCUGCUGCAGGGCUCUCAUCCUUGAGUGACACUUCUUUUGAAAUCAAUGCAUUAGAUGCAGGUCGUGGGGAUAUGGAGGAAAGCACUCGUGCUCUUCUGACAUUGGUCGGUGAAAUAUAUGGUGUUCAGCCUUCUAUUUAUCAAGAACGCAAGAAGAAUCGGGUAACGUCAAGACCUUCAUCUGAAAGCAACGGACUAGGUGGGGAUAAUUAUGACUCCGUUGCGUCUAUCGUUGAGCGUGCAUUCCGUCACGUAACUCUAGACCGGUAUGGCGAUUUGGGCCUGAAAAUUGCGGUUCUCAGAUUGUCAAUUAAUCUUUGCGAAGCGCUUCCGGAAUUUGAAGGCGUCUUACAGUACACUGUUGAGCUACUCCAGACAAUCCGAGGACAUCUUAUGCUUCCUGAAACGGAACGAGUGCCGCCCGUUAUAUCCGCCGACGAACAAAUGAGACUCCUCAACACAAUAAAACGGACCGUUGGUGCAGCUCAUAAGUUGGGUGCAACUGAUCUUGAGUCUGAAUACUGGGAUGACUUUCUCGUUCGUGACGUUGCUUUGCUUGAUUUCCUUGAAUUCAAGCGACUCUUUCGCCGGUCAAGAAGAGACUUGAAUGCUGCGACUGUUUCCGAUGAGAAAUCAAAGAAAGACCCAUUUUUGUAUAACGCUUUUGCAAAGUUUGAUAACAAGACAUCCGAAGCUUUGAUGAUCGCCAAAGAGCUCGCAACCUUUAGGGUUACGCUUCAAAAUCCCUACAGCUUCGAACUUGAAAUCGAAAGCAUCCAAAUGCAAAGUGAUAACCCGACUCUUGACGCCAGGGCAUUCAAUGUUAUAGUGCCACCAUUGUCCUUGUACGAUAUCAUGGUUCCAGGCAUAGUCAUUGAAACAGGGAAUCUCCAUAUUACUGGCUGUACUAUCAAGGUCAGGAACUGUCGCUCUAGGACCUUUCCAAUAUUCAAGAGCAUUUGGAAACCAACUCCAGAGGUGAAACUCAAGCGCACCGGUUUAGCCGCUAAACGGCCUCUUUCAGAGCGGCCGCUUUCAUGGAGUUCCACCACUUCGAAAGAUGGGAAAGUUCUCGCCAAAGUUGGGCCAGAAACUUAUACUUGCCCAGUAAAGGUCAUCCACCAGCAGCCCUCGGUAAUUGUACACUCAACCUCGCUAUCUCAGUCUGCUAUAAUGUUAUUAGAAGGGGAAUUUAAGUCCUUCGAUAUAACGCUACAUAACAUUUCAUCAUGUGCUGUCAGUUUCAUCUUUUUCACAUUCCAAGAUUCAACGACUCGUCAAUUACAGAAUGCGUUGAACAACAAAGAUCUUCUUCCAGCAGAAGUCUAUGAGUUGGAUCUUCAAUUAUCUUCAAAUCCCCCGUUGCGCUGGCUACGACAGGGAAAUAACCCCAACGAUAUCACAAUUGAGGCAGGACAAAAGGCAACUUUCACAAUUGAAGUAUUUGGUAAACCCGGUCUCCAAGACGCCACUGUCCAGAUUGAUUAUUGCCACUUGGGAGAUAAACAGGAUUCCAUUCCUGAAACCUUUUAUACCCGGCAAUUAUCUAUUCCGCUCACCGUGACGGUCAAUGCAAGCGUCGAAGUAGCACGAUGUGAUCUUGUUCCUCUCUCUGGGGACAUUUCAUUUUUCAAUCAGCAGACGGAGGGGUCGACGUCGUCAUCUGAAGUGGAGAAGACAUACUCCUCACCAUUAUUGAAGAAUCAGACUUCUCAGGUCACAUCCGUUCUCUCCCACCUUGGUUCCGAUAUACGUACUUCGGACCAUUGUCUUGCAAUUCUCGAUUUACGUAAUGCAUGGCCAAAUCCUCUUUCCGUUUCUCUGAAUACUUUCCGGUACGUAAAUACCAGUCCAGGGGAACAGACCGAAACUCCAAUCACUGUCAAGGGUGUGUUGCAGCCUGGCCAGAUUUCCAGGUUUAUUCUUGCUCUUCCCAGGAUCUUUCUAGACAAUUCCCAUGCAGCUAUCCCAAUCAUGCACUCGGUACGAAGACAAUUUGUUGUCAGUGCAAAUAAACUCACGUUUGAAGCCGAAGCAGCGACCAGAGAGGCUUUCUGGUUCCGUGAAGAAUUUAUGAAACGUAUGCUAGGAACAUGGCGCGAGGAGUCAAGCGGCCGAGAAGGACAGAUCGACUUCCGCAACAUCAGGUUCAACCCCAGGAUGGUUGACGCAAUGCGCCUCGAGGACGUCGAAGUGAAGUUCUCUCUGGCUUCUUUCAACGAAGAACACCCCGUGACCCAGGUCAAGAGCUCUAAAUAUACUGCAGAAACGAACAACUUUCUUAAUCUCACAGUAGAGAUUCAAAAUCGUUCUUCUCGACCAAUACACCCAUUACUUCGGCUUCAGCCCGGACUUUGUCAUCAACCUAGUACCAUUGCGCUUGAUCUUUUGAAACGACUUGCGUGGACUGGUACACUGCAGCGUGCACUCCCUGUGGUUCCUGGAGGAGAGAAAAUUGUUGCUACCCUUGGAUUGAUCUUCUUCUGUCGCGGAGAGUAUGAGAUUGGGGCAAGCGUGGAAGAAGUGCGACUUAUGAAACCAGUAUCAUCGGGUGAUGAUGCAUCCCACUCAAGAAGUACGGGAGAUGUCGACGAAAUGUUCAUACCGGACACGUUCGCCACAGAUGGAACUAAGAAGAGGCGCAUAUGGCAUGCAAGAGAUCACUGUGUGAUUGCUGCUCAUGAUUGA
This is a messenger RNA of Talaromyces atroroseus, 4443 nucleotides long. RefSeq lists its product as hypothetical. Lineage: Eukaryota; Fungi; Ascomycota; Eurotiomycetes; Eurotiales; Trichocomaceae. Gene Ontology annotation, cellular component: trans-Golgi network. The coding region runs from base 1 to 4443 and encodes 1480 amino acids. The record is from RefSeq and is a predicted model, not a curated record. The transcript has 3 exons.